GUCUAUAUAUAUCAUCGACAAAAUUCGUGCCUAACCAGUCAAUUAUUUCCAACAUUUGACAACAAGGUUUCCUCGCCGGAGACGAGAGAUGACGAUUCGCUACGCCGCUGGUGCGCUAUUACUCCUCACACUCGCGUUGCUGAACGUUGCCGAUGGCCGGGAUUUCAUCAAGCUUCCUUCCGAUGCUCGCCGAUUCUUCGGUGGCCCGGAGGAGGACAACGGCGGAGAUGAUGAUGAUUCCGUGGGUACGAGAUGGGCUAUCCUGAUAGCUGGAUCAAAUGGUUACUGGAAUUACCGACACCAGGCUGAUGUAUGCCAUGCAUAUCAAAUCCUGAAAAGAGGUGGUCUCAAAGAUGAAAACAUUGUUGUUUUUAUGUACGAUGACAUUGCUUACAAUGAAGAAAAUCCGAGGCCUGGAGUCAUCAUUAACAAUCCUCAUGGCGAGGAUGUCUAUAAGGGAGUUCCAAAGGAUUAUGUUGGAGAUGAUGUUACUGUCAACAACUUUUUUGCCGUACUUCUUGGGAACAAAACUGCGGUUAGAGGAGGUAGCGGAAAGGUUGUCGACAGUGGUCCAAGUGAUCAUAUAUUCAUAUACUACACUGAUCAUGGUGGUCCUGGGGUGCUUGGUAUGCCUACUAGUCCAUACAUAUAUGCGGAUGAUCUGAUCAAUGUUUUGAAGAAGAAACAUGCUUCUGGGACAUACAAGAGUUUGGUAUUUUACCUUGAAGCUUGUGAAUCUGGAAGUAUAUUUGAAGGUCUUCUUCCUGAAGGCUUGAAUAUAUAUGCAACCACUGCAUCAAAUGCGGAAGAGAGUAGUUGGGGAACCUACUGCCCGGGAGAUUAUCCAAGUCCUCCCCCUGAAUAUGAAACCUGUUUGGGUGACCUGUAUAGUGUCGCCUGGAUGGAGGACAGUGACAUACACAAUCUUCGGACUGAAUCUUUGAGGCAACAAUAUCAGUUGGUCAAGACGAGAACUGCUAAUGAAAAUUCUUAUUAUGGUUCUCAUGUCAUGCAAUAUGGUGAUCUAAAGCUAAGUGUCGAUCAUCUUUUCUCGUAUAUGGGUACAAAUCCUGCGAACGACAACUUCACUUUUGUGGACGGAAACUCAUUGCGGCUGUCUUCUUCAAGAGCUGUUAACCAGCGGGAUGCUGAUCUCGUGCAUUUUUGGGAUAAGUUCCGCAAGGCUCCUGAAGGCUCUGCUAGGAAAGUCGAAGCUCAAAAGCAGCUUGCUGAAGCUAUGGCACACAGAUCGCACAUUGACAACAGCAUUCAGCUCAUUGGGAAACUUCUUUUUGGAAUUGAGAAGGGUCCUCAAGUGCUGAAUACGGUUCGGCCUGCUGGAGAGCCUCUUGUUGAUGACUGGAAUUGCCUUAAACUUUUGGUACGUACAUUUGAGACUCAUUGUGGAUCCCUAUCCCAGUACGGAAUGAAACACAUGCGUUCUAUUGCCAAUAUCUGCAAUGCUGGUGUGAAUAAAGAACAAAUGGGUGAGGUAUCUGCCCAAGCGUGCACCAACGUCCCCUCUAAUUCUUGGAGCUCUCUCCACAGAGGCUAUAGUGCUUGAUUGUUGCAACCAGAAUCUAAAACAUCAGAGAGUGGGAUUCUCUCUCUAUAUAUCUUGGCUUUGUGUGUAAUUAUGUAUAUAUCACUAUAACGACAAAUUCCAUCGUAAAUCAAUUGCUUGCAUGUAUAUACACAGCUCAGAAGCAUAGCUCUAUCUCUAUGGAACAUGUAAAACUUCUAGGAUUGGUUUUAUGAUUAUCAUUGUUGAUGUUAAGUGGCUGAAUAUUUACUA
Messenger RNA from Sesamum indicum (sesame), 1795 nucleotides. RefSeq names its product gamma vacuolar processing enzyme (gene GAMMA-VPE). The record is from RefSeq and is a predicted model, not a curated record. Gene Ontology annotation, biological process: vacuolar protein processing. Lineage: Eukaryota; Viridiplantae; Streptophyta; Magnoliopsida; Lamiales; Pedaliaceae. Gene Ontology annotation, molecular function: cysteine-type endopeptidase activity.